AUGGGACGCAACAAGAAGGGAAAGGCUAGCGACACACACGAGGCAGCAGCAACUGCAGAGAUGGAGAAUGCGUCUUUUGAGCAGGAGGUGCCAGACGACAGUCCGGCUAGUCACACCGAAAGUGACUCCUCCGUCGUGGAGGAGCAGCCGGCACCGAAGAAGAAGGCAUACCACGGCAAUAAACUGAACCGUGGUGCCGGCGGCAAAGCCAAGAAAGAGGAACCGGUGCGUGAGCCACACCCACAGACGGCAACUGCAGAGACGAACGGUGCUGCAACGCCCGGGGAGGAGCAGGAUGAGGGAGAUGCGGUGAGUGGUGCGGCGGAGCAGCUGGAGGACGGCGCCGCUGUUGCGCGGCACGAGCCCGUGGAAGUGCUCUACUGCCCUAUCUGCACGUUUCCCGCGGAGAUGUGCGAGUACAGCGGGAUGUACGAGCAGUGCCGCCCGUGGCUGCUCGAGCACGCGAAGGAGCUCGCGGAGGCGGAGGAGCGGGGCCGCAAACGGCGCGCGCUGACGGAGCGGGAUCGGCUU
Molecule: messenger RNA, 531 nt
Organism: Trypanosoma grayi
Lineage: Eukaryota; Euglenozoa; Kinetoplastea; Trypanosomatida; Trypanosomatidae
Exons: 1
Biological process (GO): formation of translation preinitiation complex; translation reinitiation
Molecular function (GO): mRNA binding
Source: RefSeq, a predicted model, not a curated record